Molecule: messenger RNA, 780 nt
Organism: Enterobius vermicularis (human pinworm)
Lineage: Eukaryota; Metazoa; Nematoda; Chromadorea; Rhabditida; Oxyuridae
Source: the annotation of a GenBank genome assembly
CUGGCAGGUUCGCUUCAACUGCCUGCCGCAACGUCGUCGUUACAAUCACCGUAUAACCUGUAUUUGAGUUCACCAACCUCUGACCGUUUGGAGCAUCCAAGUGCUUUUUCGGCAUUUGCUGCUGCUGCUGCCGCCGCCGCCACAUCAACUGUGCCGUCAACGACGUCAACAACAUUGCAGAUUCCUGGUGAUACUGCUAACAAUAUAGCCAUAUUAAUACAGGAACAUUUUCAGCGACAACCUGCUGCAUAUUUUGCUGCAAGCUUCUAUAAUCAAGUACAAGCUCCAUUUUCGUUUCCGCAGGCGGCUGUGGUAGACGCACUGUGUGAACAAAUUUUACAACUGAUACUUCAAUACCCAGAUAUGGCUUCAACAAUUAUUAAUGCCGUCGGCCAGACACCUUGGGGUCCUCUAGUACUGCGUCGUGUGUUUAACUAUAUUCAUACGAACAAUAACCCAUGUCAGCCAAAGCCGAUUCCAUUUAGCGAGUCAAGUGACCUAGAAAGGUUUCGAUCAACAAGUCCAGAAUUUUGGGCAUCAGACGACGUUACCGCAUGGUUAUGUGCAGUUGUAAAAGCCAAAGGUAUUCGCAUAGAAGAAACAAAUGCUUAUAAGUUUGGACGCUGCAACGGUAAAAUUUUGUUGAGCAUGGAUGAGCAACAGUUCAAAGAAAUGGAUCCAAAUUAUGGGCAUAUAUUGUUUGCUGAAUUCAGGCAACUGAUCGCUGACCAGCGAAUUUCUCAACGUGCAGCUAUGGAACGUUCGAGUAAGUUUCUCUGA